Messenger RNA from Fusarium redolens, 1056 nucleotides. Its product is annotated as RmlC-like cupin domain-containing protein. The transcript has 2 exons. The record is from RefSeq and is a predicted model, not a curated record. Lineage: Eukaryota; Fungi; Ascomycota; Sordariomycetes; Hypocreales; Nectriaceae. The coding region runs from base 1 to 1056 and encodes 351 amino acids.
AUGAGCGUCCCUCUACAUACAUCCCCUCCCAAUGAGAGGACAAGUUACAUGAUCGAUCAGCUCGAAGGAGAGCGCAUUAGCAUUCCUGGCAGCAAGGGUGUUUUCAGAAUCCUUGCUUCAUCAAAGCAAACCAAUGGCGGCAUGGCUGUGUUUACUAGUGGCGCCGUCUUGGCGGAUGCCCCUGGUUUUCACUGGCAUGAGGAAGCUCAUGAUGUCUUUCUUGUGACAAAGGGUUUCUUGAAGCUAUGGAGUGGUGAUAAGUGCCGAAUCAUGGGCCCUGGUGACUUUGCUUAUAUCCCUCCUCAUGUUAUCCACAAUCCUCUACUUCUCGGGCCCCAUACUGAAACUGUCGGUUUGGUGGCCCCAGGUGACUGGGUUGACUUCUUCAGAUAUGUCGGCGAGACAUACAAUGGCAUUCUGGUUCCUGAGACCGACGACCGAGACAUCAAGUCAAUGCUCAUGCAGAAGAUGAUGGCGGCCAAGGACAGAUUCGACGUUCACUUCAAGCGUGACUACCAGCCACCAGAGGUUGGCGAUUGGCUAGAGUCUGAGAACCAACUUGCUGGCCCUGGGGAAGCCUACUUCUUGCGUGCCAAUACUGGACCUAGAUGGCUUCUGGGAGGUGUUAUGUCAAGACCAUUCAUUAUCUCAUCCCAAUCCGGUGGCAAAUUCUCAAUGUCGAGUAUUGAGUCAUCGAGUGUCUAUGGAAAGUCACCUCUGAGUAGAUGGCUCACAUUUGCCUCUAUUGAUCAUUGCUUCAUCGUUCAAGAAGGCCUUCUCCGGGUGAAGAUCAAGUCGGGGGAUAACAGUUCUUGGAACGAAGUAAGAGAGGGUCAGACGGUGGUUAUUGCGGCGGGUGAAACUUUCACUUUGGACUUUGGAAGUAGAUAUGUCCGUGCCUGGUCCUUUGCAAAUGGUCGGGGAAUUGAAGAGGUGAUUCAAAAUGCUGGAUCUCCUGCUGAGGGAUUCGUGCUACCCGAUGAGGCUGGAGACUGGGAAGAGUCUAAGUUGUUAGAAGUCUGUAAGGACAUUGGAGUCGAGGUAGCAGAGCUAUAG